AUGUCGACAUCGAAGCCUUCCUUCGACUCCCUACCUCUCCAACAAGACGGCCCUCGAGGAAAUGCCUGGGGUCUUUUCGGAGACCAAGAUCAGUUGGGAAAGUUGAAUCUCCUUACGCCCGAAAAUACAAUUGCUGCAGCGCGCGAGAUCACUGAUGGUGUACGAGUAUCAACUGACUGGGCGCUGGAUAGCAUGGCUAUACCUUGUUUUGGACGGUCGGCAUUUCAGCACACAGUCAAAAACAAAGCUCCUCGACCAGUGAAUGAUGAUGUAUUAACCUUCAACACGCAAAGUAGCUCUCAGUGGGAUGGAUUCCGACACUAUGGCUCGAAAGAAGGUAGUUACUACAACGGAUGUUCCUUGGAGGAUAUCCAAACAUCGACUCGGAAUGGAAUCCACGUCUGGGUCGAAAACGGUGGCAUAGUCGGGCGUGGGGUACUUCUCGACUAUGCUACGUGGGCCGAAGCCAAGGGAGUCGCCGUGAAUUGCUUCACAACUCAGUCUAUUCCUCUAUCGACCCUCCAGGAGGUAGCCACCAGCCAGAAUGUUUCUUUUAGGCCAGGCGAUAUAUUAUUCAUCCGAACGGGGUGGACACGAGCAUAUGAACAGCUCUCGGCGGCCGAAUGCCAACAGUUGGCAGACUUCAAAGCUCCACCGGUCAUUGGAGUUGAAUCUUCGAAAGAAAUGCUACGAUGGAUCUGGGAUGAAGGAUUUUCCGCAGUUGCAGGCGACAUGCCGAGCUUUGAAGCUUAUCCAUGCCAGAAUCCCGACUAUUUCCUGCAUGAAUGGCUCCUGGCGGGCUGGGGAUUGCCGAUCGGCGAACUGUUUGAUUUAGAGCGCCUCAGUCAAGAAUGUCGUAAACGCGACCGUUGGAGUUUCUUUUUCAGCAGUGUGCCAUUGAAGGUUCCAGGGGGUGUUGCAAUUGCAAUCGUUGCCGUAACCGUAAGACGCGAUGUGCCGGGAAUCCGCCGCUCCCUUGUGCUGCAUGUUCGCAAGCGCGAGCUUCUCGAGGUUGAGCCCACCAGCCAGCAGGAGAUCUCAAAUAUCCCAUCCACCGCAUUGGCAGUGACACGCCCAGAGGGAGAAGUACCCUUGGAACGGGAUGACUGGUGGUAUAAAGGAACUGAUAAUCUAUUUUUAAACCGCUCGGGGGAACAUCAAUUCGUCGGAGCAUCCUCAACUACUCAUUUAGCAAAGCGUCUAAACCCCAGUUCAACAAACCUUGCGUGGGAUGUGCGCCCACUCUACGAUGACCCAUCAUCCUUGCGACGACCAGUUGAAGAUGCUCUCCCUCAACUACCACCAGUCCAGUUUGCCAAAAGACUCUUCUGGGUACAGUAUGCCUAUAUUGGCACAAUAUUCUCACUGAUUCAUCCUGCUCAAUUUGAGGAGCGACUGGAAUAUGUCUACCACCAACCUCAUGAUUUCUCUCACCGAGAAACAUGUCUAAUAUAUUGUCAGGUGCUUCUAGUCAUGGCCUUUGGACUAAUGUACUCUGUGAAUCAAUGGUCUGGUGAUGACGGGCCACCAGGCUUCAAAUAUUUUAAGCACGCGCUGCGCUUCUUACCUGAUAUUCACGAAGAAGGCUCGAUAUUCUUUGUGGAAGUGCUGUGCUAUGUCGCAUACUAUAUGCAGAAUCUCAACCGCCGCGAUGCAGCGUUCCUCUAUAUUGGACUUGCUCUCCGAAUGGCUAUAUCUCUUGGUCUCCACCAAGAGGUGUCUAACCCAGAUAUCAGCGAAGCUGGUCGGAAUCGGAGACGGCGAGCGUGGUGGUCGGUUUAUAGCUUGGACAGACUACUUUCCGUUAAGUCUGGGAAUCCAAUCACCCUCCAUGACGAAGACAUUGGCACUACAUGGCCAUCAACACCAGACGGAUCAACACCUGAUGCAUGGCCAUCUAUUGUGUUGAUACAUUAUACACAAUUGUCUCGAAUCCUGGGGAGAAUUGGCGAAGAGAUUUAUCGAAAGAAGCCUCGAUCGGGCUCAAAUCUUAUAAUGUCUGUGCAAAGCAUCACAGACGAUCUAUCAAGCUGGCUUAGAAAUGCCCCCGAUGGCCUACGAAUUGAUUUUAGCACCCUUGAUAGCCAUGUGAGUCGGGAGACAGUAUCAAUCAACCUACACUUCUAUUCAUGUGUGAAUAUGACCGCACGACCUUUGGUAUUCUACGUUAUUCAACGACGUAUUGAUGCAGGAUUGCUUGGGAAAACCGAAGAUUGGAAGGAAGGACUGGCAUCUAAUACAGUCGCUGUGAUCGACAGUUGCAUCACAGCUGCCCGUGCCACAACACUGAUCAUGGAUGCAACUGCAAAAAAGAACUUAAUAGCUACAUAUGGUUACCUUGAUGGCGAAUACAUAUUCUCCGCCGCACUACUACUUGUCAUGGUCAAUGCCGCAUUCCCAUACAACGAAAUAAAUGCUCGGGCAAUGGAAACCGCACUCAACUUACUUCGCAGCGUGGCUGAUAGAGGGAAUUCAUACCUAUCUUCCCGCCAUUCAUUGUUACUAGAGCUUCGAGCAGCGCUUGGCCCUCGGCCCAAUGCCUCUGCAAAUAUCGCCGACAAUAAGAAUAGCUCUACUUCAAAAGGUCCAACCACCCCUACAAGCAACCAAGCACCGAGCCCGAGCUUUCAGGAAGGGAACGAUAUUCCUCCUAUUCCAGACGAUGUUUGGCAAAACCCACCCGAAUUUCCCUCAAUCCAGGAUAUCUCAUUCCAAUUUGACCCCAAUGAUGAUUCAGCGCUUUGGGAAGGAGCUUUACAUCAAAUUGAUAUUGACAUGGAUACUGACUGGAUCGAGAAUACUCUCAGGCGAUAG
This is a messenger RNA of Penicillium angulare, 2814 nucleotides long. Its product is annotated as transcription factor domain-containing protein. Bases 1 to 2814 code for a protein of 937 amino acids. Gene Ontology annotation, molecular function: DNA binding; arylformamidase activity; zinc ion binding. Gene Ontology annotation, biological process: DNA-templated transcription. Lineage: Eukaryota; Fungi; Ascomycota; Eurotiomycetes; Eurotiales; Aspergillaceae. The transcript is spliced from 12 exons. The record is from RefSeq and is a predicted model, not a curated record.